GCCCGGCCCGGCCCGGCCUCCCCUCCGCCGGCAAAGGGCACUCGCUCCCGAAUUUGUCCCAGCCCCAGCCCCAGCCCCAGCCCCAGCCCGAGUCUGAGCCAGAGCCCCAGCCGCCCCAGCAGCAGCCGCCGCCGCCUUGGGAGUCCGCCCGCCCCCGGCCCCAGGCCCCUCCCAGGCUGUCCGCAGGCCCACUCCCAACCCCAGGAUUUGGGGUCUGGCCUUCUCCUCUGACACCUCAGAUCAUGCCUCUCCUGACCCUAAUGGUGCUUGCUCUGGUGACAGGUGGUGGCCAAGCAGAGACAAGAAUUAUAAAGGGGUACGAGUGUCCAGCCCACUCCCAGCCUUGGCAGGCCGCGCUGUUUCAGAAGUCUCGUCUACACUGUGGGGCUACCCUCAUCAACCAACAAUGGCUGCUCACAGCAGCUCACUGCCAGAAGCCCCAGUACUGGGUGUACCUAGGGGCACAUAACCUUCAGCGGCCGGAUAGCUGCGAGCAGAGAAGGAUGGCGACUGUGUCCAUCCCCCACCCAGGCUUCAACGGCAGCCUCCCCAACAAGGACCAUCGAAAUGACAUCAUGCUGGUGAAGCUGAAAGCCCCUGUGAUGCUGACACGGGCGGUGCAACCCUUACGCCUGCCUGAGCACUGUGCCACUCCAGGCUCUCGAUGCCUCAUCUCCGGCUGGGGGACCACCACUAGCCCCCAGUUGACUCUCCCCCAAACCCUUCGAUGUGCCAACAUAACCAUUAUCGAUCACAGGGAGUGUGAAGCGGCCUAUCCUGGGAAUAUCACAGACACCAUGGUGUGUGCCAGUGUCAAGGAGGCGGGCAAGGACUCCUGCCAGGGUGAUUCAGGGGGACCCUUGGUGUGCAAUGGAACACUUCAGGGCAUCAUUUCCUGGGGCCAAGACCCCUGUGCUGUCAGCCGGAAGCCAGGCGUCUAUACUAAGGUCUGCAAAUAUGUGGAUUGGAUCCAGGAAACUGUCAAGGACAAUUAACCCUGACCAAAGAAUAUUUCCAUCCACCUCCCUCCCGCAUGCCUCCUCUUCUUGUCUACUUUAUGCAUAAUAAAUAGCCCU
Phascolarctos cinereus (koala) is the source of this 1076-nucleotide messenger RNA. The record is from RefSeq and is a predicted model, not a curated record. Lineage: Eukaryota; Metazoa; Chordata; Mammalia; Diprotodontia; Phascolarctidae.